Ostertagia ostertagi is the source of this 1308-nucleotide messenger RNA. The record is from the annotation of a GenBank genome assembly. Lineage: Eukaryota; Metazoa; Nematoda; Chromadorea; Rhabditida; Trichostrongylidae.
AUGUAUUUAUUAGAUCAGAGCAAUUGUGACUGGUGGUAUGUACGUCAUCAGCGCACCGGAAAUACGGGAUAUGUACCGAGAAAUUUUGUAGCCAAACAACAAACAAUUGAGAGCGAAGAAUGGUAUGCUGGGAAGAUUCCACGAAAUCGAGCUGAGCGACUUGUGUUAGCCAACAACUUGCCAAAAGGAACGUUUUUGAUCCGUGAGCGCGAAGCUGAUGGAAGGGAGUUUGCUUUAACUAUAAGGGAUUCGGACGAUAUUCGAGGAGGAUCGGUAAAACACUACAAGAUCAAGCGACUCGACCAUGAUCAGGGCUUCUUCAUCACCACUCGAAGAACUUUCCGCACAUUACAGGAACUUGUUGCUUAUUAUUCUGAAAUGGCUGAUGGCUUGUGCUGUCAAUUAACAUUCCCUGCUCCUCGAAUUGCACCAACCCGUCCCGAUCUCAGUCACGAUACUCAACAAAACUGGGAGAUUCCAAGGAAUCAGUUACAGUUGAAGAGGAAGCUCGGCGACGGUAAUUUUGGCGAGGUAUGGUAUGGCAAAUGGCGUGGAAUUGUGGAGGUGGCAAUAAAGACAAUGAAGCCUGGAACAAUGUCACCGGAGGCAUUUUUGGGCGAAGCGCAAAUAAUGAAGCAGUGUGAUCAUCCAAACCUUGUCAAGUUGUACGCGGUUUGCACACGUGAAGAGCCGUUUUACAUCAUCACUGAAUACAUGUGUAAUGGCUCCCUCUUGCACUACCUUCGAAACGAAGGCGCUGCUCUUGGAAUCCAGGCGUUGGUAGAUAUGGCAGCUCAGAUCGCUAAUGGAAUGAUGUAUCUGGAGGAAAGGAAAUUGGUCCACCGCGAUUUAGCCGCUAGGAAUGUCCUAGUUGGAGAGAAAAUCAGUGGUGUUCCUGUGGUCAAGGUAGCCGAUUUUGGUCUAGCGCGUAAAUUGAUGGAAGAAGACAUCUACGAAGCUCGGACUGGAGCGAAAUUCCCGAUUAAAUGGACGGCACCUGAAGCGGCUACCUGUGGUAACUUCACAGUGAAAAGUGAUGUCUGGUCAUACGGCAUAUUGUUGUACGAAAUAAUGACAAAGGGACAGGUACCAUAUCCAGGUAUGCACAAUCGAGAGGUUGUGGAGCAAGUGGACAUUGGCUAUCGUAUGCCAAUGCCUCGCGGUUGCCCUGAGCAAAUCUAUAACGAGGUUAUGCUGAAGUGUUGGGAUAAGGUUCCGGAGCGGCGGCCGACAUUCGACCAUCUGUUCCACUUCUUCGACGAUUAUUUUGUUUCAUCACAGCCGAAUUACGUUCCUCCCAGUGUUUAG